Messenger RNA from Cyprinodon variegatus (sheepshead minnow), 3214 nucleotides. Its product is annotated as guanine nucleotide-binding protein G(q) subunit alpha-like. The transcript has 8 exons. Gene Ontology annotation, molecular function: guanyl nucleotide binding; G-protein beta/gamma-subunit complex binding; G protein-coupled receptor binding. The record is from RefSeq and is a predicted model, not a curated record. NCBI's taxonomy places the organism in Eukaryota, Metazoa, Chordata, Actinopteri, Cyprinodontiformes, Cyprinodontidae. Gene Ontology annotation, cellular component: heterotrimeric G-protein complex. The coding region runs from base 317 to 1390 and encodes 357 amino acids. Gene Ontology annotation, biological process: phospholipase C-activating dopamine receptor signaling pathway; adenylate cyclase-modulating G protein-coupled receptor signaling pathway; action potential.
UUCAGCAGUUAGUUGGGUUACAUCCAAGACAUCAGGAGGUCAGCCUCUGAAUGAACAAGAGCUACAUAACUUUCACAUAUCUGGACACCAUUUUUUCUUUCUUUUAUUUUUGCUUUCAAGAUUUGAGGGAAGAUUAAAGCAGCAUAAUCAGCGCGCCACGCCCGGAGCCUUGCCAUCAGGGUUUGUAAUGACUCGCUGCGCAAAAUUUGUUACACAAACUAUAUUUCCUCUUCACUAGAGAGGAACUUUACUUUUCUACUUCCUCAUAUAGCAUUCAUCUUGCUUCCAGGUCAGAGUGAGCUGUUAUCCAGGAGCGAUGACGCUGAGCGCUGUGGGGUCCUGCUGCCUCAGUCCAGAGGCCAAAGAAGCUCGGAGGAUCAACUCAGAGAUAGAGAGGCAGCUCAGAAAGGACAAGAAGAAUUCCCGACUGGAGUUUAAACUCCUACUGCUGGGAACUGGUGAAAGUGGGAAGAGCACUUUCAUCAAGCAGAUGAGGAUCAUCCAUGGUCGUGGAUACACUGAUGAGGAUAGGAGAGGCUUCACCAGGCUGAUCUAUGAGAACAUCUUUACAGCUAUGCAGGCCAUGAUCCAAGCCAUGAGCACAUUACAGAUCUCUUACAAGAAUCAGUACAACAAGGAUAAUGCGGAGUUGAUCAGUCGCGUCGAAAAGUUAGAAACUUUAAAGAGCCCAUACAUUGAGGCCUUGAUGAGCCUGUGGAGUGACCCGGGAAUUCAGGAAUGUUACAGUCGGAGGAGGGAAUACCAGCUCUCAGACUCAGCCAAAUAUUAUCUGAGUGACUUGGCUCGAAUAGCUGAUCCUGCUUUUUUGCCAACCCAGCAAGAUAUCCUGAGGGUCAGGGCUCCCACAACAGGAAUAAUAGAAUAUCCGUUUAAGCUAGAGGAUGUGGUAUUCAGGAUGGUGGACGUAGGUGGCCAGCGUUCUGAGAGGAGGAAAUGGAUUCAUUGCUUUGAAAAAGUCACGUCCAUCAUGUUCCUGGCGGCGCUAAGCGAAUACGAUCAGGUUCUAGCUGAGUCCAGCCAUGAGAACCGGAUGGAGGAGAGCAUAGCCCUGUUCGAGACAAUCACAAGAUACGAAUGGUUUAAUGGCUCCUCAUUCAUCCUAUUUCUCAACAAGAUGGACCUGUUGAAGGAAAAAAUCAUGUAUUCACAUUUGGAGGACUAUUUUCCAGAGUAUAAUGGUCCCAAGCAGGAUGCUGAGAAAGCACAAAAGUUCAUCUUGCAAAUGUUCACCAGUCACAAUGAAAACGUGGACAACCGGUUCUACUCCCACUUCACAUGCGCCACAGACACAGGGAACAUACAGAAGGUGUUCCAGGACGUGAGGCAAACCAUCAUACAAGAGAACCUGAAAGAUCAUAACUUGGUGUGAGCGCCUGGUGCUGCUACUGUAGUUGAACGCAGCCGGCGGACUGGGAUGCCUCUGCAGCAUCUUCAUUUGCUGCUGCUGUUUCACACUUUAAUCCAAAACAGGAAAUUGGAGGACUUCAGAGCUUGUCAUCAAAUGACUGUACAGCCAAUGCUUUUCAAAUUUUCUUGUUAGAGUCUGUAAGUGGAUGUCUCCGGCUAUUACAAAGUGUGACCUGCCAAUUAAAAGUGCUGGCUUUCAGCGGAGUCUAAUAUAGCGUGAACUCUGAAAUUUAUUGAGCGCUAUGUAGACAUUUUGGAGCGGUGGGAAUGCACACUGGCAGAUUAAUAGGGGGAAACAUAUUUUACUGCCCUGGAAUGCCUCAGAGGAAUUGUGAUGUAGUUGAUCUCUCCCUCAGGGAAGGAGUGGGACUGAAUGUUCUGCAGAAUUCUGGCAUCACUAAAACAGUUUGCUGGAUUUAAGUUGGAUAGCUUGGGUUGUGGCUAGACUAAAAGGGAACAGGUCAUAAUAAACACUAAUCAUUAAACUUCAAGCACACUGUGCAUGUUUUGUCAUUGCUGCAUGAAAUUCAUUUGAAUAGGUUUGGAUCAGCACUUUGGAUCUGUGUGUGCUUACUUUGCUGAAGAAGAAGAUGAAUUUUCUGUGGAGCAUACAUGUUUUAUGUUUGUUGAGGUUUUUACUGUAAAGGGAUAGACACUUGAUGUUUUUUGGAGUGAUGGUGCAAAGUUGGAUAGUUAAACAUAUUAUUUCAGGAAUGGUUGUAAUAUUAAGCAGUUGUGUUAACUUAAAAUGGAUAUUUAUAUACCUUUGAUACAAUUAUACUGUCAAAUGUUAAUAAGCCUAUGUUUUGUCUCUGAGCAUUAAAUUCAGUGUUACAAGGAUAAACGGUUAAAUGGAAAACUAGGUUCAAUAAAUGUUUAUAAGAAAAAGACAUGUUUUUACAGCCCUUUUGCUCCUAACAAUAAAAAUAUAAGUAAAAAAUGAUAUGUAUAUUCACCUAAAGUGCAAAAGCUUUAUUAUCCCCUGAACAUUAGACAUAAUACAUUUUAUGGCAGGUCAUAUUGUAUCCCUUCAGCUAUUGCUGCUAAAAUCAGAAUUAAAUAAGCCUUCAAAAAUUAUUUACAAAACUUCUGUUGAAUUUUGGCCCAGAGUAUGUGUAAAUUGAGUCAGUUUUGUAGGCCACUUUGCUUUUACAAACAAUCUUGGCUCCGUCCCCCCCCAAAUUUUUUUUUAUUGGACUAAAAACAGGACUUUACCCUUAAAAAGUAACCAAAUAACUUGUUUUCUUUGAGCCACAUAAGCUGUAUGUUUAGUUUAGCUGCUUUAUGUUUCAUAUGAGAAAAGUUGAAAUUAUAAUAAACUUGUUAUCUUUUCAGACUGUGUUCCUUAUGUAAUACAUUUUAUUACUCAACUGUUGGUGUUUGUCAUAGUGGUUGUAAUAGUGGUUACUGUUGGCUUUCUAAAAUGAAGUCUUUUUGAGAACAUAUAUGUGGUAAGACUGUUAAAAAGAAAAUGUGACUACAUUUAGAUGUUAGUCAAAAUUUUUUCAGUUUUUUGUUGUUGUUGUGUGUGGGAACUUUAGAUAAGAAGAAUUGCCUUUAUUUUCCCACAGUGGUGAAAUGUGAGUGUGAUGGUGGCAAAAACAAGUAGACAGAAAACAAACAACCUCACACAAAAUAAGAACAGAAAAAUAAACGUUGAAUCUAACUCUACAGCAGAAAAAACAAACCUAGAUGCCUCUCAUACAGGAAAAUAAACAUUUCAGAAUAGUCUGAAGGUGUAGCCAUUUUAUUUGUACAGUGAAAACACAAUUAUUGGAGCACCCAG